AUGAGCUCCCAAGCAGCCAAAGCUUUCUACGACAGCGCCGAUGACGAGGCAAAAGAGUGGCUGGCCAAGGCGCUCUUCUACCGAGAGCUCGAGACCAUCAAACGGGACGCGCCGCUGCUCGACCCCACCGAGUUCAGGAUCAAAAAGGUGGAAGUGUACGACGAUAAUGCUGCCCGCCCAGGCCAAGUCGGUCUGCGCGGCGGCGCCGCCCCAGAUAGACCGUCCUCGCCGCUUCUGAAGCGCGGCCGGAGCUUCGCAUCCCAGCUUCCUUGGUACUUGACUCGUCUGCUGGCAAAGGCGGGUCAAGUGAUCGAUCUGCUCGACUCCGACGACGAUGCCCCAGCGGCAAAACGGCAGCCGCCGGGGCCGCUCACCGAUAUGCGCAUAGACAUCCCCAAGCUGACGAAGGCCAUGGGGUACGCGGGGACGCUGGAGCGGCAGUUCCCGCUGGAGGUCGAGGCUGCCAGGGCGGACUUUCUGUCGACUGGGUACGAAUACAUGGACCAGGAGACGAUGCUCAACGGGCCGGACUGGCUGCACUACCUGCGCACCUACGACAAGCAGGGGAAUCUUGUCUUGCUCUACAAGGGCUUUCCCAUGGUAGAGGACGUCGUCUUCAUCAAGCAUCCAAACCACUGGCCGUGGUAUUUAACCGGUGUGAAGACCGUGGAGAGCGGGCAGUGCUACUGGCUCGCCGUGGCCCUGCUGAUCUACGGCAACGCUAGCUUCUGGGUGCGGGUCAAGGCCGAGCAUCUCAGCUUCCUCGAGAAGGUUCUGUCGAACCCGGAACACCCUCGACAUCAGUUCUACACAAGACUGAACCAAUCCGACUCCCGAACGACAGCGACAGGCCCGAGAUCAAGUAGUCUCCAACCCGAGACCAUGUUUGACGGGGAUGCAAAUCUUUGGGAGAGGCUGCAGAUUCCCGGCUGCUGGACGAACGAGGAUACGUGCAUUCUCACGGCGGAUGUCUACGGCGUGUUCAUCGUGCUGUACAAGUACCACUCGGGCGAGGUGCCGUGGUGGAACAAGGUCUAUGACAUGAAGACGUAUGGCUCGUACAACAGCCGGCAUCUCUUUCUGUGUUACACGGUAUGGAAUCAUUUCCAGCCCAUGGUGCCCAACGACUACUACGCUUACGAGUUCAAACUGCCGCGCCCGACCCUGCAGUCCACCAAGAAGUACGCGUUGGUGACGAGCGCCAAGCAUCGCCGUCGUGUCGGCGACGGGCCGGACCAUUACUGGCGCGUGGGUGGCCGUGAUAUCAUUCCCUCGCCCUGCUCGCGGCCUUCGUUCGAGCCCGAGCACCUGGGCCGGGCAGUCGGCUACGGGCCAUACGUGAACCAGUCCGCCGCCCCUCAGCCACAGCCGGCGCAGCAGCAAGACCCUGCGCAACAGCAAGCGCCUGCGCAGCAGCAAGACCCUCCGCAACAGCAAGCGCCUGCGCAGCAGCAAGCACCGGAGCAACAGCAAGCGCAGGCCCAGGCCUCUCCAGACUCGGGGUUGCCGUCGAGCGUUGCCCGGGGUAUCGCCAGCAUGCUUUCAGCCCCCCAGGCCGGGGCGCGCAGUCCUCCACAGCCCAGCAUCAUCACGCAAGCCGACGUACACACCGUGCAGAACGCCGUCAACAUCCUCCAGCAGUUUGUCAGCGGCGUCACCCAGGCUGGCUCCAGCACCUCGCUCAAGCGCUCAGCCGCGUCGCCACCCGACGACGGCAGACCCGCCAAGAAGCGGCGGCGGAACACCGAUCCCGGCGCCCGCCCCGGCAACCUCCUGGGCGGCGACGGCAACCAGCUGUCCUCGGUCCAGCCGUCCUCCGUCCUCCGCUCUUCAGCGGCACAACAACCCAACCUCGCGCCGCCUCAACCACCACCACAACAGCCACCACCGCAACAACGGUCACCAGCGCAACAACAGCCACAGCCACCACCAGCAGCAGCCCAACAACAACCACCGCCCGUGAUCGUGAUAUCCUCCUCCUCCUCCUCCUCCUCCCCCUCCUCCGGCACUGAAUCCGACCGGUGGUUCGACGACACCUGCUGGCGACCAGCGACCAAGUGGCUGCUGAUGCGCGAGCCGGUCAAGCGGCUGCGCAGCUGGUGCAGCGACCUGAAGCUGGCCCGGGACGACGAGGAGCUCGUUUGGCUCAAGGAGAUGUGCGCGGACGCGCUGGUGCGCGCCGGCGUCGAGGUGCGCGUGCACCCCGUCCCGAACAAUCUCGGCCUCAGCCGCACCACCAUCGUGAACGCGUACGAGGAGGUGCAUUAUUACCUUGACGAGGGGGUCAUUCGGUUGCCUGGUGGGCGGGAAGUCGAGGAUAGUGAUGAGGAGGAUGGGAAGGAGGAUAAUGAGGAGGAUGAGGAGGAGGCUGAUGAGGACGGUGAUGAUAAGGAGGGUGAUGGGGAGGGUGAUGAAGAGGGUGAUGGGGAGGGUGAUGAAGAGGGUGAUGGGAAUGGGGAUGGGGAUGGGGAUGGUGACGGCGAUGGGAAUUAA
Messenger RNA from Thermothielavioides terrestris NRRL 8126, 2493 nucleotides. RefSeq lists its product as uncharacterized. The transcript has 2 exons. NCBI's taxonomy places the organism in Eukaryota, Fungi, Ascomycota, Sordariomycetes, Sordariales, Chaetomiaceae. The coding region runs from base 1 to 2493 and encodes 830 amino acids. The record is from RefSeq and is a predicted model, not a curated record.